AUGGGCCGACCGAAGAAGUCUUCCACUGCGACAGCAGCAAAGAAGGGGGCCAAAUCCUCCAAGAGUGCGGCUGCUGUGAAAGGUCAGGCUACACUUAAGACACAGACUACACUCAAAAAUUCUUUGACUAAGAGUACUACUUCUACUGCUGCAUCUGGAAUCAAAUUUAAGGCAUCAAAAGUUACAAGAGCGAGUGAGAAAAAGAAAGAAAAGGAAGCCGCGGAGGAGGUUGUGAAAGUUGAAGUUGAGAAGAAGGCAGUGGUUGAGGAAGUCGCUUCUACUACUACUGCCACCAAUGCUACUGCUGCUACUACGACUACAACGACGAGUGUAGAGAGUAAGGAGACAAAAGAAGAAAAAGUGCCGGUUACACCGCGAAAGACUAGGAAUAAACGUACAAUCGAAGAUGUCCUGGAAGACUCGGUCUCCAAGAGAGUGAAGCUUGACGACACCGCCGAUGAACCAGUUCAAACUCCUACUCCGUCGAAACGAAGGACUACAUCCUCUGCUCCCGCAACAGCUUCAUCAAAAGUCUCAAAACCAAUUGAACAAGAAGAAAAGGGCGACGAUGAAGAAGAGGAAGAGGAAGAAGAGGACAAUGCCCUCCCCAAACGGAUAAUCCGCCUUAUCACCAUUCACAACAGUAUUAUCUCGCUCCUUCUUCUUGAUUACGCCACGCAACCAGCGAUAUUGGCCGAAUACCUCCCACAGAUUUCAAGAAAUGCAAAUACAAAUAUCACACUCGUUGAUUUACAACGAAUUGUUACGCUUUCGGAAGGAACUAUACGUUUACUUGUGGUGGAGAAUCGAGGGAAUGCUAUUGAAUUGGUUAAUGGAGUCAAUUGGAAGACAUCGAAUUUGGGACAAAAGUUUAAGGCUCGAAUUGAGAAGUGGUGGGAAGGAAAGACGAAAGCAGAGAGGAAGGAUGAAGAUAAAUUACUGGGCAGCAUUGAAUUGGCAGAGAUUCUCCCAGAAAAUACCACCUCUUCGACUUCCUCUUCUCAGGCGACAACAGGACUUCAGACUCCUCCCGUAACACCGUCGAAACCUAAGGGAGUAACGACAACCCCGUUAUCGAAGGGACAGAGAAGACUGCAAGAUUUGAAGAACUUUACGCUGUCAAAGCAGACCUCGUUGUCACCGUCUCCUAGUAAGAAAAAGGAAAACAUUUCGUUAUCAACGGGGAACUCGCCGUCUGUUGCGAACAGGAAAUCCUCGUUACUCGAACGCAUACGCGCUAAAGCCCAAGCUGCGAAUUCGGCGCCUGCUCCACCUCCUCCAGCGGUUUUGCAGAGACGGACAGCAAUGCAAUGGCUUGAAUCUAUUAUUCCUAUAUUACUACAGCUUACCACUCCGGUUUCAACUCUGGGGGCUAAGAGUAAACUUCAUGUUCCGUCGACUACCUCAUUCCCCAUGACUACGGUGAUCCAGAAUGUGAAGACGUCAUUGCAGAAGCCGAUCGCUAGUGAAGAUAUUGAGAGGAGUUUGAGAUUAUUGGCUGACGAAAUUGCAACGGAUUUCGUAAAGAUUGUAGAGUGGAAGGGAGACUCGACGGGGAGUCCAUUAAUCGGGGUUGUUUUUAAUCGUAAUGGGAGGGCUAAAGUUGAGGGGUGGAAGUAUAUCGAGGAGGAAUAG
Messenger RNA from Orbilia oligospora ATCC 24927, 1635 nucleotides. RefSeq lists its product as uncharacterized. Bases 1 to 1635 code for a protein of 544 amino acids. The transcript has a single exon. The record is from RefSeq and is a predicted model, not a curated record. Lineage: Eukaryota; Fungi; Ascomycota; Orbiliomycetes; Orbiliales; Orbiliaceae.